AUGGUUGUCAAAAAGAUGAAGCAGUUUCAAGUUUUGCAUUUAGUCGUCUUGGUUCUGUUAACAACAUCAUUCACAGAAGCUCUUAGUUAUGCCAAGAAAGGAUGCAAAGAUACGUGUGGGGAGGUUYCGAUUCCAUACCCUUUUGGAAUCKGAGCAGAUUGUUCBAUCAACGAAUGGUAUAAUGUUGAUUGUACCCACUCGACACCUUAUCUGUCUGCAUUCAACAACAUGGAGGUGUUGUGGGUGAACUUAGAAAUACAAAUGGUUGUUAUUAAUGUCCCAAUGAUCGCUGAUCGACGUAAUCCAGUCCUGAAUAGCAGUAAUAUCCUUAAUACCAACCAUGGUGACAGUCCCUUCCUAUUAUGCAAAGUGCAUAACAAAUUAGUCGUUGAGGGUUGUGGCAAUGCUGUCAUCACGCACGAUGGAACUAUUCUCAACGGAUGUUCAUCGACUUGUCGCAACGACACUGUUGGCGACAUAAAUAAGUGCUUCGGCACCGGUUGCUGCCAAACCACAAUCCCUCAUUAUCUCGAGUCCUUCACCUUGAAUCUCACAUGCUUAGAAAGCCAGGGUGGAUAUGAAGUUUGUAGGUCUGCCUUGUUGAUGGAUGAUAAUUUAGUAAUUGGAAAAAACUUCUCUCUCCGAUCUAUUCCCGGGAAUGGCGCUUCCGUUCCAAUAGGGUUUUUGUGGACCCUAACAGACCGCGACUACGAUGACCUAAAAGGUUGUUCGGUGUUCGACACGAGUCUAAGUUUGGAUGUGAGUAAAGAGACUAGGGUGAAGUCUCGUAAGUGUGACUGUGGUGUAGGAAGAUACGGAAACCCUUAUUUGGAGGGUGGUUGCGAAGUACCUGAAAAUUGUAAAGGGUGCGAGGUUAGCGGAGGUCGUUGCAUCUAUCAGAUCACGUACAUGGAUCGAAUCGAAUAUACGGCCUUCAAUUGUUUAACYGGAACAAUUAGUGGAAGCAACAAAGUAUCAGUUGGUGUUAUUCUAGGUGUUAGCAUAAGUAUGGGAUUGCUUUUCAUGACGUUCACCAGCUAUGUGUUAUACAAAGUCAUCAAGAAAACAAAGGCCAAGAGACGAAAAGAGAGGUUAUACAAACGCAAUGGUGGUUUACUUCUUGAGCAACAGGAGGCAACUUAUACUGGUUUGGUUGAUCAUAGAACCAUACUUUUCACCUCCAAGGACUUGGAGAAGGCCACCAACCAUUUUCACGAUAACCGAAUUCUUGGUCGAGGAGGUCAAGGCACUGUGUAUAAAGGGACGAAGCCCCUAAACGACAAGGUCCGGGGCCGCGCCCCUUGUAGCGGGGUCCAAGGGGCCCCUGGCCGGUUAAUGUUACUAUAUGGAAAAUGCACGAAAAUCCGAAUUUAUGAUUUUGAACCCGAUUUUUGGCCCUAUUUUUAA
Cynara cardunculus var. scolymus (artichoke) is the source of this 1407-nucleotide messenger RNA. RefSeq names its product wall-associated receptor kinase-like 6. The coding region runs from base 1 to 1407 and encodes 468 amino acids. Gene Ontology annotation, molecular function: polysaccharide binding. The transcript has 4 exons. NCBI's taxonomy places the organism in Eukaryota, Viridiplantae, Streptophyta, Magnoliopsida, Asterales, Asteraceae. The record is from RefSeq and is a predicted model, not a curated record.